Molecule: messenger RNA, 771 nt
Organism: Fusarium subglutinans
Lineage: Eukaryota; Fungi; Ascomycota; Sordariomycetes; Hypocreales; Nectriaceae
Product: thioesterase thiol ester dehydrase-isomerase
Exons: 3
Coding region: 1-771 (256 amino acids)
Source: RefSeq, a predicted model, not a curated record
AUGAACAACAACGCCUCCGACCUGCACCACUUUCUCGAGGUGCCAUGGUGCGCCGAAACCCUUACAGCUCCGGAUAUCAAGUUGCUUCACGAUAUCCAGAACCCGUUAGAGACCGUCAUGAACAGGGGAGCAUUCGCAAACGGCAUUCUGGCAAUCCCCGACGGCGUCAGAGCGCAACUGGCCUACUUCCAUCAGAAUCCCCAAGAAAGACGUCCGAUCGGGGCACCAUUUCCAGAACUGUGCGUCAUGUACGAUAUCGGGCCUGGAGUAGCUGGAUGGGCUGGCCGUGGCCAUGGGGGCUUUCUCUCCUAUCUGUUUGACACAGUCGCUGGCUGGCUAGCACUUCUCAACACACACCAUGCUGGAAAGGUGCAAGGUAGCCCGCAGAUGGGUGAGCCAACCACUAUGACGGCGCGGCUCGAGGUCAACUAUCGUAAACCAAUGGUUCUGGGUGGGGUCUUCAUAGUCACGGCGACGAUCAAACAACUAAAGGGCAAAAAGAUGGAGGCGGAACCUCUAGCUAUCAUCUGGCCACUGAACAUCCCAAGCUCACGCGUCGGCGCUGACUGGCUGGUGCCAGAUAACAAGAGGUCGUGUCAGCCACUUUUGAAUGCCUGCACACCGAUAGACUUCGCAGACCAAGACAAGGACUCCACAGCCACAGCGUUGACUACAUUACCUAUUAACUAUAAGCUGGCCGUCCAAGAACGCCCCAUUGCGUCGGAGCACAUGUACUGGCGGCACGUAUUCCGGUAUCACCGGGUCAAGUGA